GUUGAUGGUAUAAAUGAGGUUUUGAAGUCAGAAGCAAUAACAUUGAAAAUGGAGAAACGCCUAAGGCCACUUCCAAACACCACGUUUUUUCAAAACGUUUUCCGAGGCACGUUUUUCGCAAUAUUUUUUACUUCCAAACAGCAACGAUUUAUAUUUUACAGCUGAUUUUUUAAAAAUGAAUCUUAUAAUAUUUUAUUAUGAGACAUUAUAAAAAAAACGAAAAGUAAGUAUAAUUUAUAAAUAAAGAGAUCUGUAUAUGAUCUAUAUCAAUUUAAAUGAUUCGCAAUUCUUUCACUAUCUUGGAUUAUCUAUGAAUGUUUUCUAUUAUAUACUUAACAAAAUUGAAACUAAAAUUAUACACAAACAAACUAAUGCAAAAACAACAAUAUCUCCUGAAAAGAGAUUAUUUGUUACUUUAAGAAAAAGAAUACUAAAAAAGGUGCAGACACGCAAAAGUAUCAAAAAUAUCUGAAAAAAUUAAACAAAUCCAAAAUUCUUCAUGACAAGCCUCCAAAGCAGCAGAAGGAAUUGACUAAUAAAACAUUGCCUAUAGAGCGAAAAAUUAAUUGGAGCUACCUAAAUAUCACGAAAAUGCUAAUGAGCAAGAACAUGUACCAACAAAUAUUUCGCGGAAUUUAUUAUGAUACAUGGAAUAAUAGUUAUAGAAAAGUUUGGAUCAAGAGUGCUAUAGAAGAUUCGAAUAUAAUAGCCAUGAAAGUUAUUAGAGAGGUCAUGAACGAAAUACAAGUGAUGAAAAAAAUCGAGAGACAUGAAAACAUUAGUACGUUUUACGGUUGGUGCGAAUAUCAGAGCACUUUGUACAUAAUAAUCCAAGAGCCAAAAUAUGGCGAUCUGAGGUCCUAUCUUUUAAAACGUCGCUUAAAUCCCAUUACUCAAUCGGUCCCUAAGAUGCAGAAAGAGAAUGUAAAUAAAGAUUUUAAUAACGCAAUCAUUAACAAUGAGAAUAAUGAUAAUGAAUAUACAACUUUUAACACUGCUUUAAUGAUAAGAAUAGCGCAUGAUAUUGCUAGCGGUAUGGAAUAUGUUAAUGAAUUAAAGAUAAUCCAUCGUAACUUAUGUUGUAGAUCUAUUCAUUUAGGAGAAGAUCAAUACAAUUUGACUAUUGUUGCGAAAAUAUCCGACUUUUCAUUGGCAUGUCAUUCAGAUAUAACUUUAACUAGUGACGUUAUUCAAACAUCUUUAGAUAUUCCAACUAGAUGGAUGGCGUUAGAAUCAUUGAAAUAUAAGGAAUUUAGUCAAAAAUCGGAUGUAUGGUCAUUCGGUAUUUUAUUAUGGGAAAUAGCAUCAUACGGAACUAUUCCAUACUCAGAGAUAAUUAAUGAUGAUCAAAUGAUUAUGUUGUUGAACAAAGGUUACCGCCUUUCACAACCAGAAAAUUGCAACCAAGAAUUUUAUGAUACGAUGGAGUGGUGUUGGAAUUACGAUCCCCGUGUUAGGCCCACGUUUAAUGAACUCAAAAAAUCAUUAAAAUAUUUACUAAGAAACCAAUUACAAUUACGAUUUACAACUCAAAAUGAUGAUUUCGUUAAGGAAAACAAAUUUUCCAUUAAGCCUUUAUUAACAUUUAAACAGGUUAAAGGAAAACUUCCCUCAAACUUACAAGAAAGACAAUCAUACCCAAAUUAUGUUCAGAAAAUGCAUACUGAUAAAUUUAUUGAAGACGAUAUAUCCGAAUCCUCAGAGGAAUCAUUUUGUUAAACUUAAAUUAUGUAUUAUAGUUAAAA
This is a messenger RNA of Gordionus sp. m RMFG-2023, 1745 nucleotides long. Its product is annotated as fibroblast growth factor receptor homolog 1-like. Gene Ontology annotation, molecular function: ATP binding; protein kinase activity. The coding region runs from base 592 to 1719 and encodes 375 amino acids. Gene Ontology annotation, biological process: protein phosphorylation. The record is from RefSeq and is a predicted model, not a curated record. The transcript has 10 exons. Lineage: Eukaryota; Metazoa; Nematomorpha; Gordioida; Chordodea; Parachordodidae.